UCCAACUCUUCUAAAGUCAUCUCUCUUCUAUCUAUCUAUCUCUGUUUUUUUUGUUUCUUGUCUCUUCUUGAGAGCAAAAUAAAACAUCAAAUGGCCAUUGUCGAACUUGAUGAUUCAUUCAAGAGACCUGGAACGAUACCUUUUAGCUGGGAGAUCCGACCGGGUGUACCCAAAACCCGAAUGUCUCAACCCGGUAACACAACUCCUCUUCAGCCUCCAAAGAAACUCUCUCCUCUCCGGUUAAAACCUUUGUCUCACUCUCAGCCGCUUCUCCCGCCGGCUUUAUCUCCGCCGUCUUCUUCUUUCAUCUCCAACUCCAAAAGCCGUCCUUUAUCUCCUCUCACUCCCCAUUCCUUUUCUACAACCCCAUCGAAGCUCAAGCCGCCACCAACACCGUCGUCGUUUGCUGGAUUCUACUCUCCGGGUCCUUCUUUCCGAUCCUCGCCGCGUGCGUUCUCGGAACGGUGGCAGCUCCACCGCCCUAACCGGAUUCUACCCGGAUCCGAACCCGAACCAAGUUCCGAUUUUUCUGUUGCCGGGUUCGGGUGUUUCCCGUCGCCUAGGUUUAGGUUGAGGAAGAAUAAGAGCGGUGGUAGUCGGAGGAAAACCGGGUCGAGAUCGGAGAAUGAUUAUUACUGCUCCGACAUGGAGACGAUGUCGCCGUGGACUGUUUCAAGCCGGAGAUCGGUUUCUCCGAGAUGGGAAUCACCCAAGUCGUCGUUCUCUUCCCUCCGCUUCUCGCCACGAAUCGCCAACGAAGCUGAAUGGGUUGGGUUUGGACUCUUUUGACCACAUUUUCAAUGAAAUGGCUCGCGAUUG
This is a messenger RNA of Arabidopsis arenosa, 819 nucleotides long. Lineage: Eukaryota; Viridiplantae; Streptophyta; Magnoliopsida; Brassicales; Brassicaceae. The record is from the annotation of a GenBank genome assembly.